AUGAAGUCCCUCAUCUGGACACUUGCUGGCUCUGCCGUAGCCGUGCCCCUUGCGUCCGACUCAGGCACAAAAGUUAUUGACAUCCCCGCAGUUAAGACUCAACCGCCCCGUAGUAAUCAAUCCGGUGCGGUUCCUCCGCUGGUCAACGGUGCCACGACUGGGGUAACCACCCACGGUCCCUACUCUGGCACCCCGACCACCACCGGCGCUGAGCAGUAUCCCUCCACGGUGGCGGCGACCAUCCCCAUUCAGCCCAAUCCGACCGCCACGUACUACAAUGCCAAUGGCAAGCUGACCGAGCCCAUGCCCAUGCCAUACAUGCCCGCGGGCGGUGUGGGAACUAACGGCACCGUGCCCGUGUACAUGUCCGUCGCCCUGGGAGUGCACCAGGAAUACAUCGAGCUGGGCCUUUUCCACUACGGUCUCGAAGUCUUCAGCGAGCAGGACUUUCUCGAUGCCGGUCUCACUGUCGAGGACCGCCGCCUGAUCGAAUACAUGGCCAUACAGGAGGCUGGCCACGCCACGCUACUGAGCAACAUGCUGGGUGAGUCCGCCCCACGACAAUGCACGUACAAUUAUCCUUUCAAGACGGUCCGCGAGUUCAUCGACUUCAACGUCAAAGUCACCCGCUGGGGUGAGACCCAGUCCUGCAUCCACAACAAUGUCACGGGCUAUAAUUGCGGCCCCGCCAUUUCUCGCGACAAGUAUGAACCGCUCACAUUCCCCGGACGCAAAGUCGAGCUCACCUGGAAUGACCCAGGUCGUGCUGUGGGGCCGAAUAACAGCUACGUCACCUCAACGACGGCGGGCCAGCCCUCGUUCGUGGCUUGGUUGUCGCAGUUGAGCUUGACCUAUACCGAGUUGACUGCAACCGGACAGAAUAAGGGAUAUACCUAUCAGCCGGCGAGUGAGGUGUUUGAGACGGAUCCAGCCCUGAACGGUACGGCUUUUAUUGCGAUCACGGAUACGGAUAUGUUUGCCACACCGUACAACCUGACCAUGUUGAAUCCGCAUAUCCGUGCUUUGGGAUUGUACCAGGCGGGUUUGAUGUAA
This is a messenger RNA of Aspergillus pseudoviridinutans, 1053 nucleotides long. Its product is annotated as putative stress response protein (Rds1). The record is from RefSeq and is a predicted model, not a curated record. Bases 1 to 1053 code for a protein of 350 amino acids. The transcript is spliced from 3 exons. NCBI's taxonomy places the organism in Eukaryota, Fungi, Ascomycota, Eurotiomycetes, Eurotiales, Aspergillaceae.